AUGAGUUGCGGACAAGAUACUUCCAGAAGGCCAAUCAUCAAGGCUCUUUCUAAGGACUUUGUCCUCACAGCAUCACAGGUCACGAUGCUCUUCCACGCUACUGUUAAUGGCGAGUUUAAAAUACCAUUGUUAAAGUCGCUCAUGGACAACAUCGCGGACCCAGCCAAUGCCUUGUUCCUGGUAGAGUAUCUAUCCAAGAGCACAAUACUCACCAAACAUCCGACGAAUUAUUCGACCUCCGCCUCGCCUAUAUCUAAGAAGACGCUGGUCAAAGGCAAAGUGAAGCCAACAGAUUUCAAACUGAAUGAACACUACGAUGGGAUGCCAUUCAAAUACGGUCGAGAUUGGAUUCUACCAACUAGCGGUAUUUGGGAGUUUGACUACGUAUCCCCUCGUAGAGCUCUAAAGGGCGGUGCCAUAACUGCUGAGGCAUGGCUCCGGGUUACACAGUCCAUUCAGAAUGCAUUGGAUGAGGGGCGGCUCAGCAACGAAGUGAUUGUAAUGUGUUUGAGACGAGUCAGUCACCUUUUCUACGUCAAUUGUAGCCAAAUUGAUGUUCUCCUCGCGAUGUUCCCACAGACUAGUCAAAAUCUGCAGAUUAGAAGAGAUAUAUUCACAACCUUGUAUAAUCGUAUUGUUGAUUAUGUGGAUAUUCGAGAGCAUUUCUGUCGUCCGCGACUAGGCCUUCCGCCGGCCUUUGGACCAGCUUGUAUCGCCAUUUUAGAACGGCAGAUUGGAAUGUUAAACCUUUUCAACCCUUUAAAGGCCGAUAAUGCAGCUUUUAAAUGUGACUUUAACAGUCACGAAGGCCGUUUAAUGGCACAGAUAAUUUUACGUUUAAAAAAGACAGAAGACAAUCGCAUCAUCAACUCUCGUUUUGGCGCUUCUCUGGAAGUUAUCUUACCGAUGGACGCUCCACCGGCAUGGUAUCAAUGUGUUCCCUUUGAAGGAUAUUGGGAGGGAACUUAUGUUGGUACCAACAGCAAGAUGAACGUACGGAAAGAUAUUGCCAUGACGUAUUGUGCUUAUGAGUUCUAA
This is a messenger RNA of Perkinsus marinus ATCC 50983, 1038 nucleotides long. RefSeq lists its product as hypothetical. The coding region runs from base 1 to 1038 and encodes 345 amino acids. Lineage: Eukaryota; Perkinsozoa; Perkinsida; Perkinsidae. The transcript has 10 exons. The record is from RefSeq and is a predicted model, not a curated record.